AAAAAAUCAAUGAUACCAAUACAAAUAUGCUUACACUCACAAUUAAAAAUAGUCAUCUUCCGGUGGUCUACUCACAGCUGCAUACUUCUAUUAUUACAGGCAAUUACAUCAAAGGGUGGUUCUUUCCUUGAAGCUCCAGUUUCUGGAAGUAAGAAACCUGCAGAAGAUGGUCAACUGGUAAUUCUUGCUGCUGGGGAGAAGGCAUUGUACGAUGAAGCGAUUCCUGCUUUUGAUAUCAUGGGGAAGAAGUCUUUUUUCUUGGGGCAGGUUGGAAAUGGAGCUAAAAUGAAACUUGUGGUCAACAUGAUAAUGGGCAGUAUGAUGAAUGCAUUUUCUGAAGGGCUUGUAUUGGCUGACAGAAGUGGACUGAACCCUCAUACUCUUCUUGAUGUAUUGGACCUGGGUGGAAUUGCUAAUCCAAUGUUUAGGUUGAAAGGACCCACAAUGAUACAAAACAAUUACUCCCCUGCAUUUCCUCUGAAGCAUCAGCAGAAGGAUAUGAGGUUGGCUCUUGCUCUUGGGGAUGAAAAUGCGGUAUCCAUGCCAGUAGCAGCUGCUGCCAAUGAGGCUUUCAAGAAAGCUAGGAGCCUGGGAUUGGGGGACCUUGACUUUUCUGCUGUGUAUGAGACCGUGAAGACCCUUGAACAUUCAUCCUGAUACAGUGCAUCUGCUCGAGGCCUUGAACCACAAUAGGGCACAAUCAUCCUUGGUGAUUUGGGAAGUUAAGGACUUGUGAUGUAGUUAAUGACUAAAAUUAUGCAUAUGAAUUCUCUGUUUGUAAAAACUAGUUCACUGUGAGGAACAAGAAGUUCUGGUGUUGCCAGAUUGUUUGUAUACUCGGUCCAUCACCAAGGAAGGAGCUCUUUUGAAAGUGACAACAGUGAAAAUAUCAUACCAGGCUUUGUCCUUGUUUUUUGUUGCACAUUUCUGUAAGGGAACCAUCCAACAUAGCCCAUUAUCCUGAGGGCCACAUUAUUAGUGGAACUGAGUUUAUCGAUUGGCCUAAAUAUGUCUGACCAAGAUUCUUCUUAAGUUUUGAAUGAAAAAUCUGGCUUGUAUGAAGAGCCCAAUGACCAUAA
Messenger RNA from Vitis riparia (riverbank grape), 1079 nucleotides. RefSeq names its product glyoxylate/succinic semialdehyde reductase 1-like. Gene Ontology annotation, molecular function: NADP binding; NAD binding; 3-hydroxybutyrate dehydrogenase activity. Gene Ontology annotation, cellular component: cytosol. The transcript is spliced from 5 exons. The coding region runs from base 10 to 657 and encodes 215 amino acids. Lineage: Eukaryota; Viridiplantae; Streptophyta; Magnoliopsida; Vitales; Vitaceae. The record is from RefSeq and is a predicted model, not a curated record.